AUGGCUGCGCUACCACAACCCCUGCAACAUCAACUCCGAGCCCAAAUACAGGCCGAACAUAUCCGCACGCAGUUACGAAAUCAAUCGCAAUUGAACAAACAACAAGCUUCGACGUCAGCAGCCGUCAACCCUCUCAACAUGACACCAGGUUUACCUCAACGAUCUCCUUCUCCGGAAAAUCGCGGGAUUCGAAGGAGCCCAACGCGAUCCAGCGAAUCAUUUAUUGACGCCAAAGCGAACGGAUCAUUUCUCGGGAACCCUUUCGGCCAGACAACUUCCGCUGCUUCCACCUCGGGGGUACAGAAUAUCCCAACGCAUAUCCGUGGCUUGACGCCACCGGCUUUACCUUCAUCUGGUCAUCGUCAGACUCCAACGCGCAGUACAUCUGCUUUACAGAGCUCGUCGAAUCACAGCAGGGAUCGAAGUGGACAUGCUGCUUCUGCCAACAGGCUUCAAGAGAGCGCCACACGACGGUCACAGUUGCUUGCUGAACAGAAGAAGCAUGCUAGGGAGACAAAAGCCAAUGAGGUUUCUGCGUCCAAAAGGAUACGUCUUGAAGCAGCGCCGGGGAGUGACUAUCAAGGAGUUCUGGCACCAGACUAUAAAUCACCGUUUACAGGUCAAGUGAGUGCAUGGUUAGGUCUACUACCAUAUCACGUGCUACUUGACGAAGAGGAUUCGAUAACAAGCGAAGAGUGGGAUGUUGGUAUAUCUGCGUUGUGCGAGAAGUAUCGCGGGCAGUACCUUGAUAUUCGGAAGAAGCUUAGUGAGUUUAGUGAGAGCACACCGGACUUUUCAGUAGACGACGUACCAGGACUUGGUUCUGGGUUACUGAGCAAUGGCGAUAGCGUUGUAAUGGAAAUUGUAUUGCUCGAGGACAUGAACGAAACGGCAAUGCGAGAAAAGGCUGUUGCAGAUAAGCGAGCGCGGGAAAUUGCGCAGCGUCGAUCACUGGAACUCCAGGCUUCAAGAAAAGCUGAAGAGCAAACGGCAAGAGCUGCUGAGGCUGCUCGACAGGCUGCGAUGCAAACAGAUACGGGAAAGAGUAUGGGAGCCAGCUCUGGAAGGAUGCCACUGAUGGGAAGUAUGGGGGUAGGUGUUAUGUAUGGACAGGGAGUGCCAGGUAAUAGUGUGACAUCGGGUGUGCUUCAGAUGACGGGUGGCGGGAGCCAAAGUUUUGGGGCUGGAACAUUUGGCAGCGGCGUGAUGCGUAACAACCUGGGAAUGCACGGGCAAGUCGAGGCAAAAGUUGGAAACUAUGAUACAAGUGCGAAGGCGGUUGCAGGGAUUGGGCGGGAUGAACACACAUACGGAGAGGUAGGUGGCGAGGGUGCAAGUCAAGUGGACGCAGGCGGGGGUGUAAAUUUUGGCCAGAUGAGCGGGCAGAGCAGCAGCGGUCUAUCAAUGGCCUUCGAGAACGCGCGUCAAGCCGCGAUGGGACAGGGACGGGGACUGGAGUACGAGAUGAGGGGGCAGUAUGGCACGCAGGCGGUAUCUGUUAAUAAUACUGGGAUAAUGUCUCAAUCAUGGCCCGGGCGGAGUAUGGGAGGUGUGGAUGUGGGGAGAGGGGAGGCGAUGAUGGGCGUGGGUGAAGGAAGCAGGAAGGGAAUGGAUGGAAUGCGAUCACAAAAUGUGGUAAACGGAAAGUCUGGUGACGUGGAUAUGUCGCAGGGAGAUGGGUAUGGGCUGUCGAAAAUUGGGAUAGGCGCGAGUGGAGGGCAACAAGCACAGAUGUCAGGGAAUGGAAAAGCAGAGGCAGGUGGGAAUGGAAUGGGUGGCAACAGAAGCCACUUAGGGUCACAAGCGCCUAGCGACGGGAAUGGUCAAAGCACUGCGGAUGUGGAGACAUCGAGUGGGGACAAAUGUGGUAGGGGAACGCAAGGCGUGCGGCGGCCAGGGAUGAUGUCGUUGCCAGGCGGAAGAGGACUUGGAUCUGGGCAUGCAGCCAGAGGCAAGUACGGCGGAGGGAAGGAGGAUGGUGGGAUGGGGAUGGGGUCGCUGCUUAACGCGGAGGGACGAUGA
Chondrus crispus (carragheen) is the source of this 2022-nucleotide messenger RNA. RefSeq lists its product as hypothetical. The record is from RefSeq and is a predicted model, not a curated record. The coding region runs from base 1 to 2022 and encodes 673 amino acids. The transcript has a single exon. Lineage: Eukaryota; Rhodophyta; Florideophyceae; Gigartinales; Gigartinaceae.